GGAUAAUAAAUAUAGUAAUGAAUAGAAAGAAAGCUAAGCCAAUUAAACAGAAUAGGAAGAAGACUGAAGAGAAGAAAGUAUCAAAGAAAAUUGAGCAAAACGAAAAGAAAGGCAAAUAGCAGCAGUUCUUCAAGCAACAAUAGUUCUAGCGAUGGCAGUGAUGGAAAUAGAAGUAAAAGUAGCAAAAGCCAUAAAAGUGAGAACAGUAUUAAGGAUAAGAGCCUUAAAAGCAAUAAGUCUAAGAGCGAUGAACCUAAAAGCCCUAAAUCUCAGGAACAAGUAGUCAAAGAGAGUCCACCGGAGCCAUUAGAAGAUGUAGAAUUCACUAUCCCUAUAAACUGUCCUGAUUAUGUAAAAGACAUCAUAGAGGGCUUUAAGGAGAACAAAGAUGAACUAUAUCAGACUUACAACAGUGGAAUCCUGACAAAAGAUAUCCAUGUGUUUGAGAAACAAGUUGAGACAAUCUUAGGAGCGGAGAUAUGCAUUCUCCGGGACUAUAUCCUCCAGAAGCACAGACCUAAUAUGGACAUGUACAAAAUAAAAUUUAAUGAGUUUCAAAAAUUGAUACAAGAAUGGGCUAAUUCAGAAAGUCUGGCUAAGGACCUUAACGAUGAGCUCCUUGACCUAGCUCCCUCCCAGUUAGAGCAUCCUAAUUCAGAAGAUGAAGCAAUAGCCGAAGAGCAAGAAGAAGAGACUAAAGAAAACUUUAAGAAACUAAUCGAGCUCAAAAUUGAGAAACAUCAUGAGAAAAUUAAGGAAAUUUUUGAAAAUUAUAUGGAUACACCUCCUCAAAAAGAGAAAAUCGAAGAGAAGAAGGACAGCCAGUGAGACUCAGAUAAAAAAUCUGAUAAUGACAACGAGAGCAAAACCAAUUCUGAUGAUGGCAAGAGCAGUAAAUCUGUCAGCGAUAAAAGCGAAUCUAAUAAAAGUGAUUCAAAAGAAUCAAACCCUAAUAAAACUGGGCCAAAUUUUAACCAGAUGGCCUUCCCAAAUGCCUCUCCAGGAAUGGGGUUUAAGAAGACCAUUGUAAAACUUAAUAAAAUGGGCAAGAUUCUUAAUGAUAUCGCUUACCUAACUGGAUUAGGUAUCAUGACAGCUGAGGAAUCUCGCUCAAAAAAUAAGCCUAAGAGAAGUUCAGCAAAGGCUAUCGAUGAGUUCACUCAUUUUAUAUGGCUAGAAAAGCAUAAUAAAGAGAUCAGACAGAAACAAAGAGAGAGGAUGAAGAAAACUAUUCUCAAAAACCCUAUCAACAACAGUGUUGACAAUGCUGCUAAAAACAAUUCUGAUUCUGAAAGUGAGGAAGAAAGCAAGGCCUCUAAGAAGGGUGAAUCUUCUGAUGCAGUCAAGAAGGGUCCUAAGAAUGCCAAGGAAUCUCCUAAAAAAAAAGAAGUAAAGAAAGGAAAUAAAAAUGUAAAUAAAUCAGAUAGUGGAGACUCCUCUUCAGAAGAUGACAAACAAGAUGAUGUAGAGAGUGCUAAAGGCAGCUUUCGAGACAGCCCAAAAGCAAUACUGUUCCAGGAUGAAAAAUAUAAGAAGGAGCUUGAGGAAUCAGAAACAGCAUACGAAGAUUUUCAAGCUGACUUGCUGGCUUUUGUAGACCAAGCAUGCACGUAUAGAGAAUCUAGUAGGGAUAAACCAGUCAAACAUAGCAGAGAUAUAGCGCAUCGGCUUAAAGAACUCUUUGUUAUUGUUGACCUCACUGAAGAAUUUGAAGAUGAUCUUCCCAACGAUAAUCCAGAAUCGAAGUUAAAUGGUAUUAAAGGAGAUGAUAAGUUGACAAGAAAAAUUCACAAAACUAUUUUUGAGUAUGAAACAUUGAUCAAAAGAGAUGAUUUCGGAUCCCUAGAUGAGAAGAAUGAUGCAAAGAAGUUAUUGGGAUCUUUGAGAACGCAACUAGAUCAUCAUAUGCAUCAUAAUAGACCUCAUAAAUAAAGAUCAGGAAACAGUUGAAGAGAAGAGGAAUAGAACAUUACAAGAGAUCUUUUCAUUUUAUGCUAAGCAGCACAUACCUCCUGGCCUUCCUUUUGAAGAGUUGGAAGAUACCUUAAAGACCAUAAAUAUUGGAGAACUUUUGGUAUUCUGCAAGGACUUUGGUAUAAAAAUACCCCGAAGUAAUUUAAUGCUGAUGUAUAAGAAAGAAGCUGAGAGAAACUUACCGCACAAAUUCCCUCAAUUUCUAAAAACCUUACAUAAAAUAUCUUUAUUCUUACACAAACGGGAUCUUAUCUCUAAACGUAAGAGACUAAAGGAGGUCAAAAAAUUACUCGGAGAAGCUCCAACUCAUAAGACACAAACUGGUAGCAGCCAUAGUUCAUCAAGUAGUGGCAGUAGCUCCAAUAGUGGCUCUGAUUCUGACCAAGACGAACAUAAAGAGAAGACUUCAAUUAAGCAGAAGAAGGUCGAUCAAGACACCCAGAUUGACUCUGAUAAACUAAAGAAAUCUAAGAAAGCCAAGAAAGCGGCUGAGAAGGAGAAUGAGAAGAGCACUCACAAAAGCAAGAGUAAAUAAAUCUCAUAGGUCUAAAUCCAGUGGGUCUAGUAAGUCAGGAUCUGGCUCUAGCUCUAAUUCUGACAGUUCAAGCAACAGUGGAGAUUCUGACCAAGAAGGAGAAGUUAAAGAGGACCAAACUGAACCAGAAAAUAAAUUAGAGGAUGAGAAAGAUCAACUAGAAGAUCAGAUUUUUGACCUUCAAGAGAAGAAUGAGGAUGAUAUUUAUGAGGAUUUCAUAAAAUUCCUUGAAAUUGAUGCUCCGUCAAAAUACAAAAGGAAAGCAAAAGGAAUCAGACUUGCUUUUGAUGUGAAGGACCAUGACUCUAGAAUUCCUCUUGGACUGGAAGAAAUCCGUUCAAAGAAGAAUAAGAAGAGGAUUAAAGUCCCAGUUAAAGAAAUAAAAGAAAAAGUGAGGAAAAUGAAGGAAGAUCGACUCAAUCAAAAGUUAAAAAGGGAAACCGCUGAGAAAGCUAAGAUGAAAAGAAAUCGAGAAACUAUGAGACUGAUUCAUGAUAAACUUAGACAUGAGAGGAAAUAUGAGACGAAGCUCAGCAAAAUUAAUUAUUCAGAUAUUAAAAAGAAGCAGUCAGUUAACCCGAACUGGGAGAAUCCCCAGACUAAGGUUACACUGGAUUUACUUCAGCAAAUGCAUUAUUCAGACUUUAAUAUAGAAGCUGAUGAUGAUUUUAAACCUACAGAUAUCCUUAAUAAUGAAGAUGCUAUGAUAGUUGAGAAAGGAGAUAAAGCCAGGAAGAAGAUUAGAUCCAACAUUAGGCUUAAUAACACUGCGGUUAUCAGCAAUAUUUCACAUGGUCAGAGUCCUAUUAGUAAAAGAGGAGUACAGAUGAACCAAUCUCAAAUGUCUCAUAAGAGAACUAGAUCAACAAUCAAUGUAAAGAAGAUCCAUAAGCCGAUAAAUCAAGCUUAUGAUUAUACCUUUGGAAGAGUUAAUGAUUCUAAUAAAUCUAUGGCAAUAAAUCAUGGGUCGGGGCAUUUGAUUAAUACCUCUCCUGCUAGAUAUCAGCCUAGAUCAAAACAAGUGAUGGUGAAUAGAAAACUGAAUGUCGGUAAAAGCCAGGAGAACUUGAAACAAAACAGGUCUGUUCACUUACGAAGACCCCCUAUGGUGAGUAAUUCUAUGUCUCUACAUAAUGGUUAUCAACCAACUUCUCAAAAGAAGUUAUCGUAUAUGCAAAAGCAGAUGCAGGACCGUAUGAAGCAGAUAGAGUCUCACCAUAAAGCAAAAGAACGCUAUAACAUGAACGGGAUAAUGCUGAUGCAUGAUAAGCAAAUCAGCAAGGGCCUUAAGACUCUGAACAAGAAUAAAUAUGGGUAUUAA
Messenger RNA from Moneuplotes crassus, 3830 nucleotides. NCBI's taxonomy places the organism in Eukaryota, Ciliophora, Spirotrichea, Euplotida, Euplotidae. The record is from the annotation of a GenBank genome assembly.